Molecule: messenger RNA, 1768 nt
Organism: Prunus dulcis (almond)
Lineage: Eukaryota; Viridiplantae; Streptophyta; Magnoliopsida; Rosales; Rosaceae
Exons: 3
Coding region: 36-1595 (519 amino acids)
Molecular function (GO): acetylglucosaminyltransferase activity
Source: RefSeq, a predicted model, not a curated record
CUGCACAAGUGCCGGUCAAAGUUUGCAUCUUUUCUAUGCCGUGGAUUUCGGUGUCUAAACUUUAUACACUGGUUAUAUGGUCCACCAACUUUGAUACAAAUUCUUCAAAAUCUCUGCAACUCUGUUUCUUUUCUUUUUCUUCUCCAUUUUCCAUUCAAUCUUCGAAAAUGUUGCUACCUCAAUCGCCCUCUAAAUCCCAGUCGUCUUCUCGGUUGAUAAACCUCGUCAUAAUCUCAUCUUCUGUCUUCACGCUCUUUCUUCUUGUGUCAUUCUUCCUUGUAUUUACCAGCUCCAAGCUUGCACAUAUCAGCUACUUAUCUCAAGAUGUGUACUCCUCGCCACCAACCUCUCUUGAGCACAUUGUGUUCGGAAUUGCUUCGAAUCAGCAGUCGUGGUCAGCUAAGAGGAAGGAGUAUGUCAGGCUCUGGUGGAAGAACCCCAUGAGGGGAUGCGUGUUUCUUGAAAGCCUUCCACCUGGUCAUGAACAUCAUGCCAAUGAUACUUCUCUUCCUCCAGUAUGUAUCUCAGAGGACACUUCCCGAUUUCGUUACACUUACAAAGGUGGCAUGAGGUCUGCUAUCCGUGUGGCACGCGUUGUUUCGGAGACCGUGGCACUCAACCAUUCGAAUGUGCGGUGGUAUGUUUUUGGGGACGAUGACACGGUUUUCUUUCCGGAGAAUUUGGUGAAGACACUUUCUAAGUAUGAUCAUAGGCUGUGGUACUACAUUGGGACAAACUCAGAGAUCUAUGAGCAGAACAGAAUUUUUGGAUUUCAAAUGGCUUAUGGUGGUGCUGGUUUCGCUAUAAGUUCCCCUUUGGCAAAAGUAUUGGCAAAGGUGUUUGAUUCAUGUAUAGAAAGAUAUCCUCAUCUAUAUGGAAGUGACUCCAGGAUCUCCUCUUGCUUGGCAGAGCUUGGCAUUGGCUUAACUCAGGAGCCUGGCUUCCAUCAGAAUGAUAUUCAUGGAGAUACAUUUGGUCUGUUGGCUGCGCAUCCAUUAACACCCUUGGUAUCUCUGCAUCACUUGGAUCACAUAAACCCUGUCUUCCCCAACAUGACAACUAUCAAGGCUCUGCAACAUUUGUUUAAGGCUGUGAAUGCUGAUUCUCAGAGGGUUCUACAAAAAACAGUUUGCUAUGACAGAUGGUUUUCAUGGACCAUAGUAGUGUCAUGGGGUUAUGCUGUUCAAAUUCAUGGAAACCAUAAGUUUCUGCCGGACGUCCUCCCCGUGCAAGAGACGUUCAGCCAGUGGAAAAAGGGAAGUGUUCUGUCAAGAACUUAUACUUUCAACACAAGAGAACAUCCCAAGGAUCCGUGUCGAAGACCGGUUGUUUUCUUUCUGGACAAUGUGUCCUCUGCUGGGGAUGGGAUCAAGAGCAUCUACAAAAAGUCCUACGAAAAUUGCACCUCUGACAUGGGUUCGCCGAGGAAGCUGGAGGAGGUCAGAGUGUACUCACAUAAGCUAGACCUUGAUAUCAAACAGUUGCAGGCUCCAAGAAGGCAUUGUUGUGACAUAUUACCUUCUACAGGUGGCCAAGUGAUGGAUAUUGGAAUCAGAGAAUGCAAAGAUGAAGAAUUAAUAUACAUGCACCCAUAGGAGUCUUUCAUACAGGCAUAUAGCUGUAUCACAGGCAAUCCAUUACAGACCAUUUUAUUAUACAGAUGUAAUUGGUCUUAUCAAUCACGAAUUGUUGUAGAUGUUAGGAAACUUGAUAUUCUUAUCUCAUGUACUUCGUAAAUUGAGGAUGCCAUGUACUCUUCAUUGGAAUC